Molecule: messenger RNA, 840 nt
Organism: Geodia barretti
Lineage: Eukaryota; Metazoa; Porifera; Demospongiae; Tetractinellida; Geodiidae
Source: the annotation of a GenBank genome assembly
AUGGAGAUAAUACAGACCUGCGAUGAGAUGGCGAUGGCGUGCCGGGUCGCCGCCCGUCCGCUGGGAUUGGUGCCGACGAUGGGCGCCCUGCAUGCGGGCCAUUUGUCGCUGACUACACAGGCUCGCUGCGACAACGCGAUACUGGCGGUGUCGAUCUUCGUCAAUCCUACGCAGUUUGGAGCGAGCGAAGAUUUUUCCAGCUAUCCCCGCAGCAUGGAACGGGAUUUGGCAUUGCUGGAGGAACAGGGGGCAGACCUGGUAUUCGCGCCCCCGCCGGAGGAGGUGUACCCGGCCGGAUUCGACACCUGGAUAGAACCCGGCGCGGUCGCAGAGGGCCAGGAGGGCGAGGUGAGGCCCGGCCAUUUUAGGGGCGUGGCAACGGUGGUGGCGAAGCUGUUCACCAUAGUGCGGCCUGACCGCGCGUAUUUCGGCCAGAAAGACGGCCAGCAGGUCGCAGUAAUUCGUCGCAUGGCGCGCGACCUGAAUCUGGGCGUUGAUGUAGUCACAAUGCCCACCGUGCGUGAGCCGGACGGGUUGGCGUUGAGCAGUCGCAAUGCCUACCUGAAACCGCAUGAAAGGCAGGCUGCGCCGGUCAUAUACCGGGCAUUGUGCGCUGCGGAACAACUCUGGCGGUCGGGCGAGCAGGACGCUGGAGCCCUGCGCUCGGCAGCGUUGGCGGUGUUGCGGUCGGAGCUGCUGGUGGAGUCGGUGGACUACGUUAGGGUGGUGGACGCGGAAACGAUGGUGGGGGUGGAUGCGAUUGGGGAGCAGGCCGCGAUGGUGGCGGUGGCGGCUAGGGUGGGGGGGGUGCGGCUGAUAGAUAACGUCGUGUUGGUUUAG